AUGAAGACCAAGAAUCGGCCCCCCAGGCGCCGGGUGCCCGCGCAGGACCCCGAGGCUGCCGCUGGGGCGCGGAGCCCGGACAGGCCCCAGCAGGGCUCGGGGCUGGAGCUGGCCAAGGGUCUGCGCAGCAGGACCGUGCGGGCACAGGGGGCGCGGGCCGAGGGUGGGCGCAGGCGGCCGGGGACCUCGGGACCUGGGGGCCGCCGGGAGAACAGCAUCCAGCGGCGGCUGGAGAGCAAUGAGCGCGAGCGGCAGCGCAUGCACAAGCUGAACAACGCCUUCCAGGCGCUGCGAGAGGUCAUCCCGCACGUCCGGGCCGACAAGAAGCUCUCCAAGAUCGAGACGCUCACCCUGGCCAAGAACUACAUCAAGUCGCUGACCUCCACCAUUCUGACCAUGUCCAGCGGCCGCCUCCCGGGCCUGGAUGGGCCGGGCCCCAAGCUCUACCAGCAUUAUCAGCAGCAGCAGCAGGCGGUGGCUGGGGGCGCGCUGGGCACCACUGAGCCCCAGCCCGAAGGCCACCUGCAGAGGUACUCCACGCAGAUCCACAGUUUCCGGGAGGGCUCCUAGCGCCUGGCCUGGGGGUCCACGGCCCAGCCCGGCCCUGCUGCCUCUGUGCCGAGAGCCCCAGUUUGGUGGGGACACCCCACGUGGAUGUGG
Hyaena hyaena (striped hyena) is the source of this 660-nucleotide messenger RNA. It is a transcript of the gene BHLHA15, whose product is annotated as basic helix-loop-helix family member a15. The record is from RefSeq and is a predicted model, not a curated record. The coding region runs from base 1 to 570 and encodes 189 amino acids. The transcript has a single exon. Lineage: Eukaryota; Metazoa; Chordata; Mammalia; Carnivora; Hyaenidae. Gene Ontology annotation, molecular function: protein dimerization activity.